Molecule: messenger RNA, 474 nt
Organism: Recurvomyces mirabilis
Lineage: Eukaryota; Fungi; Ascomycota; Dothideomycetes; Mycosphaerellales; Teratosphaeriaceae
Gene: GIM5
Product: subunit of tubulin prefoldin
Exons: 3
Coding region: 1-474 (157 amino acids)
Biological process (GO): RNA polymerase II core complex assembly; protein folding; RNA polymerase I assembly
Cellular component (GO): prefoldin complex; cytoplasm
Source: RefSeq, a predicted model, not a curated record
AUGGCCGAGAAAGGACAGCAAAUCGACUUGGGCAGUCUUUCCACCCAACAACUCACACAAGUGAAAAAGCAGCUUGAUGGAGAAGUCGAAACUCUCACAAACAGUUACCAGAAUCUGCGGAUAGCUCAGCAGAAGUUCCGCGAUUGUGUUGUGAGCAUCAAGAAGGGUGUUGCUGAGAGUGUCCAAGACAAACCUCUCCUCGUACCGCUGACAUCCUCCCUUUACGUCCCUGGCAAGCUCGCAGAUACAGAGCACGUUCUAGUGGACGUAGGCACUGGCUUCUAUGUAGAGAAGACGACAGAGGAUGCGUUGAAGUUCUACCAUGCCAAGAUCGAGGAGCUGGGCAAGAAUGUGAAGGAUCUGGAGAACAUUGUCAAUGGGAAGGCGAAUAAUCUGAGAGUGGUUGAGGAGGUGUUGAGGCAAAAGGUGUUAGCCGGGCAGCAGGGUGGCCAGGCGGGUGCUGGUGCUGCUUGA